Molecule: messenger RNA, 2617 nt
Organism: Aspergillus homomorphus CBS 101889
Lineage: Eukaryota; Fungi; Ascomycota; Eurotiomycetes; Eurotiales; Aspergillaceae
Product: alpha/beta-hydrolase
Exons: 3
Coding region: 213-2369 (718 amino acids)
Source: RefSeq, a predicted model, not a curated record
GGUUUGUCGCGGGCUCGGCAAUGCCCCGUUUAUGUGGAGCCAAUGCGAUCAUCUCGGCUACUAUCUAUCUUCGGACCAUGGCACGAGUAUACAACUCCAAUCACGGUCGGAACUGUCGGACCUGUAUGACGAGAUCAUGCAAGCCCAAGCUAUAAAAGAAGCAGUGAGAUUUUCGUCGGAAUGCGGAUUAAUACUUUCAGCAUAAUACCGAAAUGGUCUACCGGAAUGGCUUGAUAUGGGCUGUCGCCGCGGCGGUGGCCCCGGCCAUGGCUGGCAACCCCAACAGUGUCACACCACCCUUCGCAGUCCUCGUGGAGAACAACCUGGAUCUGUCGGUGGAACAUAGCCCCUCGUUCCUCCUUCUAUCGAAGCCGACAACGGCGGAGAAAGCUACUAUUGCAUGUACAGCUCUUCAGGAGGACCUAGUGCCGUCUAAUAAUACUCAUGAGCUUCAUUCAUUACUGUUCCAUUACGACAACUUGAUGAACACCUCGAGUGACUCUACCUUCUGGCUACAACCCGCCAAUGGGAUCUGCUACUCGUACAAUCGGCUCAAUGGGACAAUCAAGCCUGAUGACUGUGAACAUGCCUAUCAAGGUAUCUGCACCAACACAGCUCCAUUCCAGCGCAAUGUGCAGCUUCCAGCAACAAACAAGGCCGUAGUUGUCAAUACCACCCAGGGCCUUGUCCACGGAUUCCGCGAUAGAUUGGCUGCACGCUUCCAAGGCAUUCCCUAUGCCAAACCCCCUGUGGGCCAUCGCCGAUUGCAGAACCCGGAGAGGCUGGAUCACUUGCAUAACUUCGCCAACGAGUCGGCAUAUGAUGCCACGAGAUUCAAGCCUAUUUGCCCGCAAGAUAUGUCGAACAACCCUGGUGUGAAGCUCAAUAUGACUACCUCGGAAGAUUGUCUAUAUCUCAACGUCUACACGCCCUCUAUCCCAGCCGGGAACUCCUCCCUGUUACCCGUGCUCUUCUGGAUCCAUGGAGGAUCGUACUGCUACGGAGGGUCAUCGUUCCCCUACUACCUGGGCAUGAACAUCGCCAGCCGCCAGUCGAUGGUGGUUGUAUCAGUGAACUACCGCCUGGGAGCUUUAGGAUGGCUGACCGAGCCGAAGCCCAGUAACAGCUCCAUGAUCGGCACCAACCAAGCGAUGCGAGACCAGCUUAUGGCGCUGGAGUGGGUGCAGCAGCACAUCGCAGCCUACGGCGGCGACCCCACCAAAGUCACCAUCCUCGGCGAAUCCGCCGGGGGCAGCUCCGUGAUGUCGCUCCUCCAAACCCCCGCCGCCAAAGGCCAGUUCUCCCACGCUAUCGUCGAGUCAGGCAACACCCUGUCGGGCUGGCAACGCCCCGAGAUCGCAACAGCACUGUCCGAGCUCUUCCUCAACAUCACCGGCUGCCCAGACUACGGCUGCGUCAAGUGCAACCUGACGACCAGCGCGAUGCUGGCCGCCCAAGACCGACUCUUCACUCUCGCGCAGGAGAUCUUGCCGCGAGGCCAAGUCUGCUCUCUCGAGCCGCUGCGCCCCUUCAUCGACGGCGACCUCCUCCACGAAGACUGGAACACAGCCCUGCAGGCGGGGCGCUACACCCACGUCCCGACACUGGUAACCUACAACCACGACGAGUACGGGCUCUUCCUGCAAGAGAACAGCACUUUCACCCACACAGCCGCCAACUUCUCCAGCGCCGAAGCCUACCUCGCGACCUUCCUGCUGGGCGAAGAGCGCACGCAGGCCGUCCUCUCCACACCAGAGCUAGGCUUCACGCGCGCCGCGCUCGCAAACCACUCCGACAUCGAUACGCCCUUCGUCAACUUUACCACCAACUACUGGUACCGCUGCAACGGCGAGCUUUACGCCGGCGCCCUCGCCCAGAACAAUGCGGAAGUGUGGGAGCUGACGUGGGAGGUCAACGUGCCGGAAUUCAUCCCCGGCCGGCUCUGCGGCGCCGGCUCCGGCCGCGUGUGCCACGGCUCCGGCCGCGUGUGCCACGGCUCCGGCCGCGUGUGCCACGGCUCCGGCCGCGUGUGCCACGGCUCCGAGCUGCCGCUGAUCUUCGGCUCUGCGGCUUACGAUAAUAUCUCUGCGGCUGUACUGACGGAGACGGGGUACUGGGACCGCGCGAGGAGGAGUGUGGAUCUGUAUGCGCGGUUUGCGCGCAAGGGGAGGAUGGUUGAUGUUGCGAGCAACGGGUCGACGGUGUUUCCGCCGCGUGGCGGCAAUGAGACGCAUUAUGUCAUUCAUUGGAGGGAUCGGCCUGUUGUGCGGGCUGGCGGUGUGAAUUGGGGGGCGUGCAAGAAGAUGGAGGAGAUGCGGCUGUAUGAUCGGUUGUAUUAUCCGUAUACUGGGCCGGUGCUGGGGUUGUGAAAGGGUUAUACAAAACGGCAGGCAAUCCCGGCUUGGGUCGAUAUAGAGAGAGGACCUUUAAGAGGACAUAAAGUGUACCGAAUAUGCUGCUGCACCCGCUGAGCAGGGAUGAUAUGGAGUAUUCAGCGUAGAAGUCCAAUUGAAUAAAAACGGUUCUUGAUUCUACUGCCUAUCAGUGGAGGAGGGGUAAUGUGUCUUACUGUGCCUCUUCACCUUGGCUUUGUGGUGUUCUUGGCUUGAUUAUUACA